Molecule: messenger RNA, 10205 nt
Organism: Spirodela intermedia
Lineage: Eukaryota; Viridiplantae; Streptophyta; Magnoliopsida; Alismatales; Araceae
Source: the annotation of a GenBank genome assembly
AUGGACGCGCAGGUUGGCAAUAAAUUUCGCUUCGGUGAAAAGAUUGGGGGAGGAUCAUCUGGGAAGAUUUACAAAGGUUCCUUUUUUCUUGUAUUUUCAUUCUUUUCUCUUAGCUUUGGUUCUAUUUAUGCUCUCCAAGGUGUUGUCGCAAGAUUUCAAAUUUUUCCGAGGAACUUCUAACUUGCCCCUAUGCAGGGACUGAUAUCCAAACAAACGAAGAAGUGGCCAUUAAACUUGUAAGUUUCUGCUGUUGGAUGGAUCGUUAUCCUGGAACUUUCUUAAUAUGUCCCAACAUGCGUUAUUCUGCAACUUUGAUUAUAUUUUACUGAAUAAACAAGCAAUUAUUUAUUUAUUCUUUUGACUUUUGGAUGUAGAUGUAAAUUGAAGAUUAUGACGUAUUUAACCCAUUUUUUAUUGUGAAAAUUUUAGGACAUUGACUUCUUUAAAUGGGAGAUAAUUUUCUAUUAAAGUUUUCAUCACGAGUUGUAGUUUAUCUUCUUCAUGUUACAUUGGAGCUAUUUAGACAUAUGGGGUUUCGUGCUUUUCUAUGCAUGAUUGAUGGUGGUUGAUGUUUUUUAUUAUUUUUCUUCUUCAAUAACUUAUAAACCGUUAAUUUAUCAAUACUUAGUAAACCUUUUUGUUUUCUUUUGAGGAGUCAUAAAGAACAGCAUUUGAUUUUCAAAAUAAAUAAUAUGUUGUACAAUGUCGUGGAGAUGUUUUCAAUUCUGAGUAAACCUCCAUCAUAUGCCCAUGUUAAAGUGAGAGUAGACACACUUUAACAUAUUCGACAAUUGUUGUUUUCAUAUAGUAUAUUUUGUGAGAACUCUAUAGAUUUUGUUGAGUUAUGGACUAACUCAAUAUUAUUUUGAUGACUUCUAGUCAUUAAUUUAAAAUCAUGAAAUUGAUGAUAUAAAAUGUAAAUUUAGAUGAAAAAUUGAUAUUUUGGAUGAGAGAUUAUGAAUACAUAUAUGCAAGAGAAUUUCAACCUAAAGGCUAAGGUAUAGAAAUAUUAAAUAUUAGAAUACAUAUAUUUCUCAUGCUCUAGACCAUGGGAAAUAGUUCAUACUAUUUCAAAUUCUCAUCAUAGAUAGAAAUAUUAGAAUAUUUUAAUAUAAAUAUAAUAAAUAGUCUAUAUGAGGUAAAUCUAUCAUAAUCUUAUAUGAAAGUUCUAAUAUUUGAUUUUUUUGUAUCAAAUAACUUUGCUUAUACAUGCAUAUGAGUAACCAAUAGAAAGUUCUUUGAGUAAGGAGUCAAAUUAAAUAAAUUUGAAGAAAAAUAUCUAGGUACUAUCAUAGACAUGAAAAUUCAACUAAUUAUAGAAAACUAAUUUAAAGAGGAAUUAAAAACUAAAAACCAUAUCAAAACUUAAAGUAUUAAGGGAGUUAUUUUAAAAAAAAAAUCAUUUUUCUAUAUUUUAUAGAGCCCAAUUAUUUGACUCAAUAUGAGCCAAAAGGGAGUGUUCUAGCUUAACUUAGGAAGGGACAUUCCACCCAAAUAGGGUAAUAAGAAAAUAUAUAAUUUUUAAAUAGCAAAGGCCAUUUCCAAAGAUAUUUCUCCUCUCAAAUUUCAAAGAACCAAAUACAAAAUCAAAUUACUUAAAGGGUGUUGUGACUAUCAUUUGGAGUGUCAAAUACUUCUUCCUUUAACCCAACAUUGAUCAAGUACAACAACUCAUGGUGUACCAAAAUGAAUUUGAAGAUUAUGGUAACUUCAUUUUAGUUGUUUGUUUUUUUUUUUUUGAUCUGCAAUAUGUGAAUAAGUUGAAACACUCAUAGUAUGUUAUCACUGUAGUCACAUAGGUUGUGAUGUACUUGUGGUGUGCUUGCAAUGAAAAAAAUCUAGGACUGCAAAGAUCAGAGUUAUAAGUGAAGUAAUCACAUGCCCAUGAAAUUUAUUGAUGUGAAGGGUUCUUAAUUUGUAUAAAAUCAAGUGUAUUAUGAUAGUAGAAUACUAGAAUUGAGGUGAUUUUCUUAAAAGUGGAUGUAGCCCAAAUGAAUUUGGUCAAACAACUAUAAAAAUCUAGUGCUCACAUUAUUCUUAAUUUAUCUUAUAUUUAUAUAUCAUAAAAUGAAAAAUAUUAUAAUUAAUUAUUAAAAAAAUAGAAAUCAAUUCACCCCCUUCCCUCUUGAUUUAUCUAGCCAUCUAGUGAGCUAUAAAUUUCCCACAAAUUAUGACAUCAUUAUGGUUGGAGCCAUAAUGAUGGUGAUUUGUGUUGAUCGUUAGAUGACUUGAUAAAUCAAAAGGAUAUGGGGUGAAUUAAUUUUUUCAUAUUUUAUUUAAUUAAAUAUAAUAUUUUUAUUUUUAUAUAUUAAUGUUAAAGUAUAUUUAUAAACUAAUAUAUAAUUACGAAAUAAUCAAGACGAAUUUGUGAACAUCUGAUUUUAUAAUAGUUUGACCAAACUCUUUUUGCCUACAUCCACUUUUGAGGAAUCUACUUAAAUUUUACUAUUCCACUAUUAGAAUACAAUUGAUUUUGUUGAAAUCAAGAACCACUUACAUCUCUAGGCUUUGUGACCCUAUAACCUCUAUACCUAGAACAUUCAACUUAGAAGUUAUAGAUCCUUUUGUUCUAGACAUGCCACACGAGCUUGAAUGACCCAUGUGAUUAUGUUAAUGACACAUCACAUACAUUACAAAUCAAAAAUAAAAAUAAACAAACACUAGAAUGAAGUUGCCAUAGCCUUCAAAUGUUGUUUCGGUGCACCAACAAUUGUUGGGGUACUUAAGAUGGGAUGAAGUGUUUUAAACUCCAAAUGACAUCCAUAGUUCUCUUGAGACUACUUAAUUUUGCCUUUAAUUGUUCAAGACUUGAGAAGAGGUGACACAAAAGAAGAACAUCUUUUGAAACAUCCAUCAUCAUUUGAAAUCCUUUAUUUUAUUACUCUCUAAUUUGGACAAAAUGUCUCCUUUUAGUUUUUGGCCCUAAUUAAGCCAAAUGUUUGGAUUUAGGUGAUCCUUAACAAACUAUGUGUGGAUCUUGAAAAAUACACAAAAAUGACAUAAGGUUUGAAAAAAUCAUAACUCUCUUAAUACUAUGAAUUUUGAUGCAUAGUAUUUAGAUUUGAAUUCCUCUUUUGGUAAGCUUUCCAUUGAAUACUUGAAAGCCUAAAUUUGUAAUAUAUUUUCUUAGAUAAAAUCAUUUUAGUUAGAUAAGUUAAACUUUCAAAUUUUUUUGUCCUUAGGCAAAAAUAUUACUUUAGUAGUAUUGUAAAAUCAAUUACAAAUCAAUCACUUAAAAAUUUCCUCCAAAAUUCAUUCCAUUUGACUCCUCAUUCAAAGAGAUUUCUGUUAGUUACUCAUAUGCCUAUAUUGUUGAAGUCAUAUGAUACAUAAAAGACUAAAUAUUUACUUCAUACAUAUAUUUUAUUGUAUUUAUACUUAGAUAUUUUAACAUUUAUGUCCCUGAUGAGAAUUUUGAAAUUGUAUGAGAUAUUUUUUACUGUCUAAGUUAUCAAUUUAAUAUUUAUACAUCUUAGUCUUUUUACUAAUUUUUUUUUCAAUGUAUAUACUAAUAAUCUAUACUCUUUAAUCUCAUCCAAGAUAUCAAUCUCGAAUUAACUUUAUAUUUCAUAUCAUAAAAUGAUUUUAUAUUAAUAUUUAUAAAUUAUCAAAAUAAUGUUGAUUUAACUCAUAACUCAACAUUUGAGUUUUGUGCUUAAACUAUUUUUUUCUCUAUAAAAUAAGUUUGAAUUGUAAUAUGCUCUUUGGUGUCACAAUUUCAUUCUAAAACCUGUAUGCUUUUGCUGUUGGAGGUAUCUAUAUUUGAUUUUUUAGUUUCAUGAAACUAUUGAGAAGCUUUUAAAUAAAUCAAUACACUAGAUGAACUUUCAUAAUUUGAAUCAUCAGCCUCUCCUCAGGUUUUUAGACUAAAUAUCUAUACAGUCACAUGUAGACCCUAGGAAACAAUGAAAGUUUAAAUCGGGACUAGCAAUUCUAUGACAUGGAUCGAUGGAAAUUAUUUGAAUUUAGAUUUGGUGGCCCCCGUAUUGACACAGAAAAAGUAGGUCCAAUAUGUUCUUUGUGGUUGUCAUUUGAAGUCAACUAUUUGGUAGUUUCCAUAUAAAUAACUGGAUAAGGUUGAUGCAUUUCUAUCAUAGAAGUGUGCCUAAAAAAUUACAAACAUUUAUACUUCUUGAAAUGCUGUUGUUAUUUCUAUCAAUUACCUAUGGGAACAUUGGGAAUUUUUAAUAUUUUUUUUCACAAAUCCAUACAUUUUCCUUCAUUAGUACAACUUAUUUUUUCAUGUGGUAGAGUUUCUAUCUUUGAAAGGUUGUGUCCAUUGUCUUGAAAAUAAUUUCUCUUUCUUAUCAAAGAAGUGGAUAUUACUCUAUUGACCUUUAAUUCCUUUUGCCAAGAUGUUCUCCUAUCUUGUACUAAUGGAUUCCUAUGAGGAAUUUACGCAUGAGUUUUUGCUUCUUUUCACUCGUCAAUAAUGGUAUGCAAUUAGCACAUUAAAGACAAUAGUGAAAGGUUACAGACCAAAGAGAGAGCAUCAUCCUCAUUUGAAUUCUAUUUUAUUGUGUAUCGAAAUGAAUUCAAUUUCACAAUUAUUCAAUCAUAUACCACAUUUAUAUUAAUCUUAAGUUCCCCUACGUGUUUAGUAAUAAAUUGUUUGAUAAUUAACUGCCCCCUUUUAUACCGUGUUUUUAAUAUUUUUUGUAUAGUGGGCAGUUUUCCUACAUAAAUUGCUUUUAUGUACGGUGUCUUUAUCUUCUUCCCCUUUUUCCAGGAAGAUAGAACGACAGACCAUCCGAAAAUCCAACGUGAAUCAAAGCUGUACGAAAUCCUUGUAGGAGGAAGUAAUAAACUAUUACUGCCAAAAUUUACGUGUAAUUUAUCUUGUUUUAUUUUCGACAUGGGAUUAACUUUCUUUUCAAUUGUGUAGCUGGAAUUCCGCACGUGAGAUGGUUUGGUGUCGAAAGUGACUAUAAUGUUCUCGUGAUGGACUUAUUAGGACCGAGUCUCGAGGAUCUUGUCAAUCAGUGUGGUGGAAAGCUAUCUCUGAAGAGUGUCUUAAUGCUCGCUCACCAAAUGGUAGAUUCUUUUCAAAUUUUUUCCUCAACCAUUAUAAUAUAAGCAUGAUAUUCUAGUUUUACAUCUUUUUCUUGUUUAUACUAUUUUCUUGAUAUUUAUCAGAUUAAGAGGUUAGAGUAUGUUCAUCGUAAAUCCCUUCUGCAUCGAAAUAUAAAGCCUAAGAAUUUUCUCAUGGGCAUGGGAAGACAUGCAAACAAGGUUGGAUUUAAGUAAAUUUCUUAUAAUUUUGUUUGAGAGUGUUACUAUCAUCCUAUAAUGCGGCCUAAUCAAUAUUAUUUCUUCAAUUUAGGUGUACAUAAUUGGCUUCAGCCAUGGAAAGAAAUUUAUAGAUACAAAUACACAUCAGCACAUCUCAUACAGGUAACUGGAUAGUUUUUAUAUUUAUAAAUAAGAUUUGUUCACUGAACUUUUGUUGUUAAUUUAUGGAAUAUUAAAUUUACCUAAAUGCCCAGCACAAGGGUAACGAUGGGAUGCAAAGCCUCUAGCACAAAACUAACAUGAAAUCACCAUAGAUGGAUGGGGUGGAUCGAUAGUUGCACAUCUACACAAUUAGAUGAUUUUCUUUAGGACCAUGCUGCAUGGUAGAAUCAUCAAUAUGCUGAUGUAGAUUUCCAUGUCUAAUCUUUGGAGAUGCGUCCACUCAUGUCUAUUUUGCAUGAAAGAAAUAUUUAUCUGCUGCUUGCUUGCCUUAGUCAAUUGGAAUUCUUAGAUAUUUUUUAAUUGAAGCUGAUCGCAAUGAGAAGCUUGCUUUUGUUCUUGGAUAUUUUGUGCAAGUGUUUCCUACCCCCUUCUUAUUUCUGCAUAGACUUGAGAGUUCUUAUUUGCAAUGUCUAAUGUGUCUUCAAAUCAUCAUAGAGAGAAUAAGAGUUUGAAACGGACAGGGAGAUAUGCCAGUAAGAACGCCCAUCAUGGUAGAGGUAUGUGGCCAACAUUAAUUUAUUUCAUGUGCCAUAUUCGAUAAAUUUACUAUGAGAAUUGCAAGCACUGAAAGCCCUUUCUUUGGGUGAUAAGAACAAGGUAGGAGGGAUGAUCUAGAGUCACUCGGCUAUGUUCUCAUGUAUUUGUUAAGAGGAAGGUAAUCUUUUCUUCCCCACGGUCGGCAAAAUAUUUAUGCGUGGAUUUAUUAUAUUAGUUGCUAAUUUUCUUUACCUUUCUUCAGUCUACCAUGGGAGGACCUGAAAGGAGGCACUAAAAGACAAAAAUAUGAAAAAAUCAGUGAAAAGCUUUCCAUGUCGAUUGAGGUAUUACUCAAAAAUCGUAAAAAAAUAAAACGAGUGGUAUCUUAUGACAAUUCAUCCUCUCUCUCUCUCUCUCUCUCUCUCCCUCUCUCUCUCUCUUCCCUUCUUCUAAAUAACAUUGCAUUCAUCUCUCUUGUAGGCCUUGUGUUAUGGAUACCCUAUAGAAUUUGCAUCGUAUUUCCAUUAUUGCUGCUCCCUCCGCUUUGACGACGAACCUGACUAUGCUUACUUGAGAAAAAUAUUUCGUAGUCUCUUUAAUCGGGAAGGUAAGAUGAUUAAUGUCUAUAUAUUUAUACUUACACAAACAGUGAUAUUUAUGUCACGGAGUUGUAAUCAUCACUAAUCUUGGAGACAUCCCCUUGUUCGUAGGUUUUCAAUAUGACUACAUAUUUGAUUGGACGACACCGAAGUAUCAGCAAUGUCAAUGUUCAAAGGAGCUUGCACAUGUACCGGUGAGUAGGUUGUCGCAAGAGCUCUGAGUAUAAUCUUCACGUCAUCUUCAAAAAUUUAAGAUAUUUAUAUGCCCAUGAAAAUACCGAUUUUUUUUUUUUUGUUGCAGGGUCCUGCUCAUAAGCCAAACAAUACGUUGCACCCCCCCAUAGCCAAUGCAUGUGGACGGUCGGGUGAGUUUACUAGCCAAGCUCAAUUUCUCUUUUUUCUACAUGAAGUAUGAAUAUAAGCCUACCCUCCUUCAUAAAAAGAUGCUCAUCUUGGAUUCUGGUUUGUGCUCACUGGUUGAUCCCUGCCUAUGAUAGCUUCAGAUACUUUAAAGCUUCUCUCUCUCUCUCUCUCUCUCUCUCUUUGUAUUUGGUCCUCGAAGAUUCACACGUGAAUAAGUUUGAUCAUACACCUUCCCUUCUAGAUCAGACACUGUGAAUGGAUUUGAUAUGGCUAUUUUCUAUCCGAUCUUUAGUUGCUUCUGAGAUAGGUGAUCUACCUAAGCCUCAUUCAUGCCCGACCAUCCUCAUCUAGAGUUCAUGGAUCGUAGCCCCUGUGUCGUGGAUACCCUAUAAAAUUUGUAUUGUAUUUCUAUUAUUGUUGCUCCCUCUACUUUGACGAUGAACUCGACUAUGCUUACUUGAGAGAAAUAUUUUGUGGACUCUUUAAGUACGAAUGUAAGAUGAUUAGUGUCUAUAUAUUUAUACUUACACAAGCGGUGACAUUUACAUCACGGAGUUAUAAUCACCAUUAAUCUUAGAGACAUCCCCUCGUUCGUAGGUUUUCGGUUUGACUACGUAUUUGAUUGGAUGACACUAAAGUAUCAACAAUGUCAGUGUUCGAAGGAGCUUGCGUGUGUACCGGUGAGUGGGUUGUCGCAAGAGCUCUGAGUAUAAUCCUCGCAUCAUCUUCAGAAAUUUUAGAUAUUUAUAUGCCCAUGAAAGUGUUGAUCUUUUUUUUCUUCAUCGCAGGGUCCUACUCAUAAGCCAAACAAUAUGUUGUGCCCUCCUAUAGCCAAUGCUCGUGGAUGGUCGAGUGAGUUUACUGGCCAAACUCUUUUCUCUAUGUGAAGUAUGAAUAUAAGCUUGCCCUCCUUCAUAAAAAGAUGCUCCUCUUGGAUUCUGGUUUGGACUCACUGGUUGAUCCUCGCAUGUGAUAGCUUUAGAUACUUUAAAGCUUCUCUCUCUCUCUCUCUCUCUCUCUCUCUCUCUCUCUCUCUCUCUCUCUCUCUCUCUCUCUCUCUCUCUCUCUCUUUGUAUCUGGUCCUCGAAGAUUCACACCUGAACGAGUUCGAUCAUACACCUUCCCUUCUCAAUCAGACACUGUAAAUAGAUUUGACAUGACUAUUUUCUAUUCAAUCUUUAGUUGCUUCUGAGACAGGUGAUUUACCGAAGCCUCAUCCAUGUCCGACCAUCCUCAUCUAGAGUUCAUGGAUCAUAUUCUCGACGCUCGAUUAGCUUCAUUUCAACUUCUGUGAGAUGCCUUUACUUCACCAUUGAAUCCGACCGAUAUCUCAUGUCUUAGGGUGAGUAGUUCGAGAAAAAAGAGUAUGAUCAUCUCUCUUGUAAGCCAUGUGUCGUGGAUACCCUACAGAAUUUACAUCAUAUUUCCAUUACUGUUGCUCCCUCCACUUCGACGAUUAACCCGACUAUGCUUACUUGAGAAAAAUAUUUUGUGGUCUCUUUAAGUGCGAACAUAAGAUGAUUAAUGUCUCUAUAUUUAUAUUUACACAAGCGGUGACAUUUACGUCACGGAGUUGUAAUCACCACUAAUCUUAGAGACGUCCUCUCAUUCGUAGGUUUUCAGUUUGACUACGUAUUUGAUUGGACAACACCGAAGUAUCAGCAAUGUCAGUGUUCAAAGGAGCUUGCGUGUGUACCGGUGAGUGGGUUGUCGCAAGAGCUCUGAGUAUAAUCCUCGCAUCAUCUUCGAAAAUUUCAGAUAUUUAUAUGUUCAUGAAAAUGUCGAUCUUUUUUUUCUUCGUCACAGGGACCUACUCAUAAGCCGAACAAUACGUUGUGCCCCCCCAUAGCUAAUGCUCGUGGAUGGUCGGGUGAGUUUUCUGGCCAAACUCAGUUUUUCUUUUCUCUGCGUGAAGUAUGAAUAUAAGCCUGCCCUCCUUCAUAAAAAGGUGUUCCUCUUGGAUUCUAGUUUGUGCUCACUGAUUGAUCCCCGCUUGUGAUAGCUUCAGAUACUUUAAAGCUUCUCUUUCUCUCUCUCUCUCUCUCUCUUUGUAUCUGGUCCUUGAAGAUUCACACCUGAAUGAGUUUGAUCAUACACCUUCCUUUCUCAAUCAAACAUUGUAAAUGGAUUUGACAUGGCUAUUUUCUAUCCAAUCUUUAGUUGCUUCCAAGACAGGUGAUCUACCUAAGCCUCAUCCACGUCUGACCAUCCUCAUCUAGAGUUCAUGGAUCAUAUUCCCGAUGCUUGAUUAGCUUCAUUUCAAAUUCUACGAGAUGCCUUUACUUCACCAUUAAAUCUGACUGAUAUCUCAUGUCUUAGGGUGAGCAGUCCGAGAAAAAGAGUAUGAUCAUCUCUCUUGUAGGCCAUGUGUCGUGGAUACCCUACAAAAUUUACAUUGUAUUUCCAUUACUGCCGCUCCCUCCACUUUGACGAUUAACCCGACUAUGCUUACUUGAGAAAAAUAUUUUGUGGUCUCUUUAAGUGCGAACGUAAGAUGAUUAAUGUCUAUAUAUUUAUAUUUACACAAGCGGUGACAUUUACGUCACGGAGUUGUAAUCACUACUAAUCUUGGAGACGUCCCCUCAUUCGUAGGUUUUCAGUUUGACUACGUAUUUGAUUGGACAACACCGAAGUAUCGGCAAUGUCAGUGUUCAAAGGAGCUUGCGUGUGUACCGGUGAGUGGGUUGUCGCAAGAGCUCUGAGUAUAAUCCUCGCAUCAUCUUCGAAAAUUUUAGAUAUUUAUAUGUCCAUGAAAAUGUCGAUCUUUUUUUUCUUCGUCACAGGGACCUACACAUAAGCCAAACAAUAUGUUGUGCCCCUCCAUAGUCAAUGCAUGUGGACAGUCAGGUGAGUUUACUGGCCAAGCUCAGUUCCUUUUUUCUCUGCGUGAAGUAUGAAUAUAAGCAUGCCCUCCUUCAUAAAAAGAUGUUCCUUUUGGAUUCUAGUUUGUGCUCACUGAUUGAUCCCCGCUUGUGAUAGCUUCAGAUACUUUAAAGCUUCUCUCUCUCUCUCUCUCUUUGUAUCUGGUCCUCAAAGAUUCACACCUGAAUGAGUUCGAUCAUACGCCUUCCCUUCUCAAUUAGACACUGUAAAUGGAUUUGACAUGGCUAUUUUCUAUCCGAUCUUUAGUUGCUUCCAAGAUAGGUGAUCUACCUAAGCCUCAUCCACGUCCGACCAUCCUCAUCUAGAGUUCAUGGAUCAUAUUCUCGAUGCUCGAUUAGCUUCAUUUCAACUUCUGUAAGAUGCCUUUCACCAUUGAAUCCGACCGAUCUCUCGUGUCUCAGGGCGAGCAGUCCAAGAAAAAGAGUGUGA